CAGGAGGCGGUGGUCCAUCCACCAUGGAUUACCAACCAUACCACUUUAGCCAUAACCAGCCGCUGCAAACUCACUCUGAAGUUAAAUAUUACACACCUGCUGUUGACAUUACAUGGUCAAGUCAAGAAGGAAGUACGGUCCACAGUUUGUCUUCACUCCUAUAGCCUAGUUUAACUCGGACCCAUGGCUGUGCAAGGAUCCACCCCACUGCUGCGGCUAUACCGACACCGCCUCGGAUUCUUGGGGUUCCGGCAACUCCUGCACGGCACAUGGAGAACCUGCAGCCCACGCGGGCUCCUGUCCUGCCGUUCCCUUCACGUGGAAGGGCCACCUCAUGUCCCCUCAGUGACCAGCAGCUGCGUCCACGGAACGUCCUCCACGUCGCUGGUCUACUCCACCAUCGGACAGUGCCUGCAGGCGGCGGCUCGCCGCUGGCCGGACCGCGAAGCUGUGGUAUUCCCGCAGGAAGGAGUUCGGAAAACCUUCGCCCAGUUUCAGGAAGAUGUGGACAAGACAGCGGCCGGACUCUUCGCUCUGGGCCUGAACCGAGGGGACCGGCUUGGGGUGUGGGGCCCCAACACGUACGAGUGGAUCCUGUACCAGUACGCCACGGCCAAGGCGGGCAUCAUCAUGGUGUCAGUGAACCCAGCCUAUCAGUUGAAUGAGCUGGAGUAUACCAUGAGAAAGGUCAAGUGCAACGCAGUGGUCUGUCCUACCCGGUUUAAAACCCAGGAGUUCUGCCAGAUGCUGAGAGAAAUCUGCCCGGAGAUAAACACAGCUGCCUCUGGAAGAAUCCAAAGCUCAAGGCUCCCAGACCUGCGGAUGGUGAUCGUCACGGACAGCAGACAGCCGGGGAUGCUCCAUGUAGAAGACGUGCUGCAGGCAGGGGAGAGCUCUCACCAUAAGCAGCUCCAGGAUCUGCAGAGCAAGCUGUCCUUCGACGACCCCAUCAACAUCCAGUUUACUUCGGGCACAACAGGAAGUCCAAAAGGAGCCACGCUGAGCCAUCACAAUAUCAUCAACAACGCCUUUUUCGUGGGUCAGCGCAUUGGUUAUGGAUGGAGGCCGAGUGUGCGGCUGUGCCUGCCGGUACCGCUGUACCACUGCUUCGGCUCGGUGCUGGGAGGGAUGUGCUUAGCCACGCACGGGAUCACGCUGGUCUUCCCGUCCGCCGGCUUCAACAGCCGUGCCAACCUGCAGGCCAUCCAGGACGAGAGGUGUAACUUCCUGUACGGAACACCCACGAUGUUCAUCGACAUGCUCAGCCAACCUGACCUCCAGCAAUUCGACCUUUCAUCAGUAGAAGCCGGAAUCAUGGCUGGAUCCCCCUGUCCUCCAGAGAUUAUGAGGAAACUUAAAGUGGAUCUGAACAUUCAAGAAAUGACGAUAGCCUACGGGACCACCGAGACCAGCCCGGUCACGUUCCUGGGGUUCCCGUCCGACCGAGAGGAGUUGAAGAUCAACACCAUCGGAUGCAUCAUGGACCACACCGAGGCGAAGGUGGUGGACCCCUCUACAGAAGAGAUGGUUCCUCUGGGGGAGUCCGGGGAGCUUCUCAUCAGGGGGUACUGCGUGAUGCUGGGGUACUGGGACGACCUCAAAAAGACCUCAGAGGUCAUCUCUCCCAGCCGCUGGUACAAGACCGGAGACAUCGCCAGUCUGAACAGUUUGGGCUACUGCCGUAUAGAGGGACGCAUCAAAGACCUGAUCAUCCGAGGAGGGGAGAACAUCUACCCCGCAGAGAUUGAACAGUUUCUCCACACGCAUCCCAAAGUACAAGAUGCGCAGGUGAUAGGCGUGAAAGACGAGAGGCUGGGCGAGCAGGUGUGUGCCUGCAUCAAGCUGAAGGACGGCCAGACAUCGAGUGUGGAGGAGAUUAGAGACUUCUGCAAGGGGCAGAUCGCUCAUUUCAAGAUCCCCCACUAUGUGAUGUUUGUUAAUAGCUUUCCUUUGACCGUCUCUGGAAAGAUCAAGAAGAACAAUUUGCGAGAGGAGAUUGAGAAGAAGCUGGAUAUGAAGCAGAAAGUCUGAUUGGAUGGAACACUAGAAGGACACCACUGGUGAAAUUCACAAAAGUGCUUCUUAAGAUGCAUGUAAGAAAAAGCAAUAUCAAGUCCAUACGAAUAUCCACAACUGCCAAUAGUUUUGUAAAAAUCGAGUUACUAUGUUUAGUCACUUUACCAUAGCACUCAAAUGUCAUUAAGGAACAAAUGUCAAGUCAGUCAAAAAGGACCAUGGCUCAGGCUGACAACAUGAAUGCAUCCAUUUUAAAAAAGCAAGACAUACACCUCUAUAUCCUCAAAUUAAUCACUACACUUUUUCACUCCCGAUAUAUUUGUUACAUAUUUUUCAAUAAAAAAAAAUAGUGAUUCAACCAAAAAUA
Gadus morhua (Atlantic cod) is the source of this 2383-nucleotide messenger RNA. Its product is annotated as acyl-CoA synthetase family member 2, mitochondrial. Gene Ontology annotation, molecular function: medium-chain fatty acid-CoA ligase activity. The transcript is spliced from 16 exons. The record is from RefSeq and is a predicted model, not a curated record. NCBI's taxonomy places the organism in Eukaryota, Metazoa, Chordata, Actinopteri, Gadiformes, Gadidae. Bases 184 to 2031 code for a protein of 615 amino acids. Gene Ontology annotation, biological process: fatty acid metabolic process.